AUGGUUUCCUGGAAACCAGGUGGUCUUCUGAAGGUGAAAUGUGACCCGGAUGUGUCGAACUUUCCUUUUGACGAACAGUCGUGUACGGUUGUUUUGACCCCAUGGGGCUAUGACAAGUCAAAGGUCAUUCUACACUCCUCAUCAAGUGGCAUGGAUAAAAGUUAUUUCGAGAAAAACGGAGAAUGGACAGUGACGGAUACAUCUGUUAGUUCUGAUACUGUUUCAGCCCAGAGUGUUUUAAAAUUCGACAUAACGAUCAAACGGAAGUCGACAUUUCACGGAUUAAAUACAAUCGCACCUAUGGUGAUUUUAUUGGUUCUCAAUCCCCUUGUGUUUAUUUUACCUCCACAGUCAGAAGAGCGCAUCAACUUCAGCGUGACGCUUUUGUUGUCGUACGUUGUGUUACUGACUGUACUUACAGGGGUUUUACCCACGAAUUCUAAGCCAAUGGCGGCCAUCAACUACACCAUGAUAACGACAUUAUGUUUAAGCACCCGAUCCUUCCUUGAUGGAGUUCCGGAGUCGGCAUCUGUUCCGUCGGACAGUGUUUACAAGGAGCGAACCCGAUCCUUCCUUGAUGGAGUUCCGGAGUCGGCAUCUGUUCCGUCGGACAGUGUUUACAAGGAGCGAAGUAAAUAG
Messenger RNA from Pecten maximus, 639 nucleotides. RefSeq names its product neuronal acetylcholine receptor subunit alpha-4-like. The record is from RefSeq and is a predicted model, not a curated record. The transcript is spliced from 3 exons. Gene Ontology annotation, molecular function: transmembrane signaling receptor activity; extracellular ligand-gated monoatomic ion channel activity; neurotransmitter receptor activity. Gene Ontology annotation, cellular component: neuron projection; synapse; membrane. Gene Ontology annotation, biological process: signal transduction; chemical synaptic transmission; nervous system process. Bases 1 to 639 code for a protein of 212 amino acids. Lineage: Eukaryota; Metazoa; Mollusca; Bivalvia; Pectinida; Pectinidae.